Molecule: messenger RNA, 1006 nt
Organism: Trifolium pratense (red clover)
Lineage: Eukaryota; Viridiplantae; Streptophyta; Magnoliopsida; Fabales; Fabaceae
Exons: 1
Coding region: 168-929 (253 amino acids)
Source: RefSeq, a predicted model, not a curated record
UCAACAACUGAAAGAUGUCAAAAUUAGAGUGGAAAUUAUGUUUCCAUGUCCAAGAAUAAAAAAAAUCGCCCUAAAAAAUAAGAGUCAUUGCAACUUUGAGUAUUGUGCAUGUCUUCUAUUGUCUCUCUUCUUCUGCUCUUGGAAUAUUUUUUUGAAGAGAAGUGACAAUGGAUUACACAUUCAAUAAAACCCUUCUUGUCAUGAUCCUAUCCCUCUCUUCUCUUCUUCUAUCUUCCAAUGCCAGCCAUUCGACUCGAGUUAAUGAUUUCAUCUCCACAAGUGUUCCGGCUACAGCCCCUAAAAGUUCCUUUAUAGAUAGCACCUCACCAAGUUUCCCAGUUUAUCCCCCUACUGAUUACAGUUACCCAGAUGCUCCAUCAUUAGACCCUGAGUUCUGCAAAUCCUGCGACAUCUGCAACACACCCAAAAUUGUCGCAAAUGUCGAUCCUGAAAUCUUAAAAAUAUGUGAGGGAGGAGAAUAUGAGAUAAAAGAUUGUACUAAAACCCUUUGGAAACUUUUGGAGGGUCCUUUUGAUGCCUUCAAGGCACUUGAGAUUGAGAUUAAAGACACCCAUGACGUAAUCGAGGGCAUAUUGUUUCUUCUUAACUCGCAUUGUGGCCCUAGUAGCAUCGACACCGACAAAAGAGUCAAUGAUGCCUUUUGCAUAUGUCGAGACCAAUAUGAUGCGAUGUUGAAAUCAAUCAAUCAUACAUUAGAGAUACUUCCUCAAAAAAAUUUUGUUGAUGCUUAUAAAAAUAUGGAGGCUAUGUUAUCAUACGAAAAAACAUGUCAUAUAGCUUGGACUUUGUCGGCUCCUGGGUUUUUAAGGCCAUGGGGACCGCAACCGAUAAGAGAAAGGAUUUUUAUCUCUGUGAACAUCUUGAGCAACAUACUUAAUAAACAUAGUGUCUACGUUUUUGAAGAUUAACUGCCAUUUUCAUAUGGUUAUGCAUUGAUAUUGUAUUGUCAUAUUACUUGAUAACUAAUAUACAUGCCUUUGUUGUG